GCACCAUGUCUCUGUGACAGCUGAUCGAGGCGGAGAUGCGCCGUUAACCACCGUGGAAAAGUGCACGGGGGAUAGAGGCUCUUCUACCAACCCAACAGCUCUCUCUGCUUUUGGAGUUUCCGUUUUCUGAUAGGGAACAACACUUGGAAGAAGGAAAAGCUGGAGCUGGUCUCUCUCCAACUGCGUAAAAAUAAGAAGCCGCCGUCCAGGCUUGUCUGUGUUGCGCGCUCUCUCUCCUCCGUCGCAGGACCAGCGCGCUAGAUGGGGAUAUUGGGAAUAGAUAUCAGUCGAUGGGAGAAGAUGACUAUUGCGGGUAGGAAUGGACUCAUUUGACGAUGCUGGGAGCUAGUAACGACGUCGAGAGAUGGAUGUGAUUAAUCUUCAAAAGAAAGCAGAGCGUUAAUGGAGGCUAACCCAGAUGUGCUUAGCAGGACCGUAGCUCCCUGAGGUAUAUGUUCAUCGUCAUCUACUUGGGCCUGCAUGACCGAAGUCUUGACCCCAACCCGUACGCCCAGGAGGGUAAAUUGAGCGGUUGGACGCCACACCAGCACAACCACAGCAAAACAAAAGCCCCCUGGGAAACCAUCCCUACCGAUGGGGGGUAGUCAGUUGCUAUAGCAACAGCAACAAAUGAUUCAUUAGUUGUGAAGUUAACAGCUCAGAUAAUCUACAAAGACCAAUUACUUACUGGAGGGAAUCGGGCCAAUAUGAAGGACGUGUCAUUUGUGGAUCGUUUCUUCGUGGGCCUUGCCAUGACUGCCUUUGUUCUGGCCUCUGAGGAGAGAGUCGAUUGCCCUCAGCUAUGUAUGUGUGAGAUCAGACCCUGGUUCUCUCCCAGCUCCGUGUACAUGGAGGCCCCAAUUGUUGACUGUAAUGACUUGGGACUUUUCAUUCUGCCUGGGAGAUUACCAACGGACACACAAGUGCUAUUGCUGCAGACCAACAACAUUGCAAAGAUUGAGAAACCUUUGGAUUACCUGGCCAACAUCACAGAGAUUGACUUGUCGCAAAACAACUUAUCCUCAAUGAGUGACAUCCACCUCGGGCGGCUGCCUCAGCUGCUGUCCCUACACAUGGAGGAGAACUGGAUACGCCAGCUGCCAGACAGCUGCCUGGCAGAGCUGGCCAACCUUCAGGAGCUUUACAUGAACCACAACCUGAUCUCCUCCAUCUCCUCCACAGCGUUCCAGGGCCUCCACAACCUCCUCCGGCUCCACCUCAACUCCAACAAGCUGCAGACGAUCAGUAGUGAGUGGUUCGACACCAUGCCCAAUCUGGAAAUACUCAUGAUUGGAGAGAAUCCGAUCACCUCCGUUCAAGACAUGAACUUCAAACCCCUUCAUAAUCUCCGAAGUCUAGUUCUGACCAGGAUGAACCUAUCGCAGUUACCCGACGGCGCUCUAUCUGGCCUCGACAACUUGGAGAGCAUCUCGUUCUACGACAACACCUUCCCCGAAGUUCCCCACGCAGCUCUGAGGAACUUAAAGAACCUCAAGUUUCUGGAUCUAAACAAGAAUCCCAUUGGGAGGAUACAGCGGGGAGAUUUCGCGGACAUGCUCCACCUCAAAGAGCUGGGCAUUAACAGCAUGCCGGAACUGGUUUCUAUCGACAGCUUUGCCCUCAACAACCUCCCCGAACUGACUAAGAUCGAGGCCACCAACAACCCCAAACUCUCCUACAUCCACCCCAAUGCUUUCUACAAGCUGCCUAGGCUGGAGACGUUGAUGCUGAAUGGGAACGCGCUCAGCGCCCUACACAGGAUUACAGUGGAGUCCCUCCCCAACCUGCGGGAGGUGAGCAUGCACAGCAACCCCAUCCGCUGCGACUGUGUGGUCCGCUGGAUGAACAUGAACAAGACCAACAUACGCUUCAUGGAACCGGAUUCACUCUUCUGCGUGGAGCCUCCCGAGUACGAGGGCCAACACGUCCGGCAGGUCCACUUCAGGGAGAUGACAGAGAUCUGUCUGCCUCUCAUCUCCACUGAGAGCAUGCCCGGGCACGUCAGCAUCGACAAUGGGAGUUCUGUAUCACUCCAUUGCCGGGCCUUUGCCGAACCCGAACCGGAAAUCUACUGGAUCACGCCUUCCGGUACCAGGGUCCUACCGAAUACCGUUUCAGAUAAAUACUACAUGCACCCAGAGGGAACGUUUGACAUCUACGACGUAACAGAGAACGAGGCUGGACUGUACACCUGCGUUGCCCACAAUCUGGUUGGCGCAGACCUGAAGUCAGUCUCUGUGGAGGUGGAUGGAUACUUCCCCCGACCUGCCAACGGCUCUUUGGACGUCAACAUCAAAUCAGUGCAGACCAACUCGGUCCUAGUGGCCUGGAAAGCUGCCCAUGGCGGUCUGGCUCCUAACAUAAAGUGGUACACGGCUUCCGACCCCAGCCACCCGACCAUGUCAUUCACUGCACGCGUACCGUCUGAUGUGAAAGUGUACAAUCUCACACAUCUGACUCCCGCCACCCAGUACAAGGUGUGUGUGGACAUCCGUGGCAUCCUCUACAAACACGACACCAAAUGUGUCAAUGUCACCACAAAGGGAUUAGAGCUGGCGGCCAAGGACACUGAAAAGUGGCACGCAGCAGUAAUCGCCGUCUUUGGUGUGCUUCUCGCUGUGAUUUCAGUGGCCUGUCUGCUUAUUUAUGUGUCUCUGAGGAACCACCACCUUUAUGGGGAUUUAAGGAAAUGCCACUCCAAAGUGUCCCUGAUGCCGGUGGCCGGCCUGCACUCUCCUUUUACGAGGCUCUGGGUCUCAGGGAAAGGACUGCCAACCGCGGUGGAAGUGAAACCCACAGUCAUAAAUGUAUCUGACAAUGCCUUUUAAAGAACUAUACCCCAGUGGUGCUUACCACACAACCGCAAAGAAUGGACAAGGCGUUUAAAGAGGAGAAUCCUGCAGUAACUGUUUAAAAAUGUGCAUCUGCAUCCUUUUAGCUUUGACUCUGACAUUCUGGAAAAAUAUACAACAUCAUUGAAUUGAGGAGGAACCGGUAGGAGGGAGACAGACCACUCUCUCGGUUACAACAUAGUAUCUGACGUGGCGGCUUUAUAACAAUUGCUUUAUCAAGCUAACAUCACCAGGGAGAUCGUUUUCCUUGCUAAAACACAUAGUUCGAUAUCCCGGGGUUCUUCGCAGAGUACAGACAGAAUAAGAGACAAGAUGAUGAUGAUGGUGUUCGCUCUCUUGUAAUUGACUGUUAAAUGUGUUAAGAAUAGUGGAACUGUCCUUGUGGUCCCCAAGCAAUAGCGUCUGUGCUGUACAACAUCCAUAGGCGAGCUAGAGAUGACAACUGUCUAUAACGGAGGAACUAUGUAGUAGAAUAGAAUAGACAAUAACAAUGACUAUGGUGUAAAACUUUUGAUGAAUAUACCCUUUUUUCUAUUUAGAAAGAGAGGAUUUUUGUUUUUUCAUUGAUAAAUUGUUAUAUAUUCUAUCCGCUAAUGUAAACAUAAAUCCUCUGGUGUAAUAUCUGGACAGUGAACUAGUGUGAUAUUAAUAACGACAGAAACAAAUUACUCUCAUAAUAACAACAUCAUUAUGCUAAAUACAAUUAUAUGCGUUUUGGGUACAGUAUAUAGAGAGGGCAUUUAAGAAAUGGUUGUUUGCAAGUGUUUGCUGAAGGAUCUAAGAAUCUUGACAGAGGCAGACCUUGAGUUGAUGGUGAGUUUAUGGUCUGAAUGUUGUUGUCUAUCCUGACAUCUCCCAGAGAGGAAUGAUGAACAGUGGUUUCCCACUGGGCAAAAACUAGUUUCCACAUCAUUUCAACAAAAAAAAUUAAAUGUGAUGAUGUUGAAUCAACGUGGAAAACUGAUUGGAUUUGAAAAAUGUCAUCAACAUAAGGGUAUUUCGUCUUUUCCCCCCAACUUUUAACCUAAAUCCAAUGGCAUUUUAUGUUGAUUUCAUGUUUAAUUCACGUUAGUUGACAACUCAACCAAAUGAAAAUCAAAACUAGACGUUGAACUGACGUCUGUGCUCAGUGGGUUGUUAUGCCCCGGUAAGUGCCUACUACAAGAACUACUCAAGAAGUACACAGGAAGUACACAAGAACUACUACAGAGAAAUAACAACAAGGCCAUGUCAUAUCUGCAGACUCACAAGCUAAUCUCAAGUACUUUUAGUGAAAAUACAUUCUUAGUAUUUUUGGCAUAUAAACAUUUUAAAAACAUUGCGUUCUUGCUUUGGGUGUAAAGCUAUAAAAGCCAUUUUUAUAUUGACUGUACUGUCUGUGAUAUCUGGGAACAACUGGGACUAAGAUGAGAAUCUGUGCUAAGAAAAAAAAAUAAUAAACGUCAACGUUUCUUUGCAAUCAUAGGGCUACUCCCGCUCUCCCCUUUCUUCAGAGUGCUGAAAGCAUUUUAUUAUCACACAACAUGACAAUCAUCACAGUGGACUUGAUGAAAACACUAUACAGCCUUGUGAUGUGACAUUUCCUGCAACAUUUUGUGUUCCUGACCUUUAUAUUGCCAGGAGACCUUGAUAAUGAUCACACAGCAUUUCAUAUAAGAGCAGAAAUACCUGUUGUAACACAAUGUGAAUAUACUGUAUUAUAUGAGUUUGUAUGUAUUGUAACCUACAUUGUUAUUGCCAGAUACACCCCAAUACAGCCUCAUUAACUGGCUCAUUAGGGACAUGUUCAUUCUUUAGACAGAGGUCCAUGGUUUGAAUAAACCCAGCAAAGUCAGUGACGCAGUCAUGUAGAGAACCAGAGCGGAAAGACACAAUGUCCCAAUGACAACGCUUUGCAAGGGAAGUCAGCCGGUUAAAGCUUGCUCCAAAGCAGUCGGAAUCGGAAAAUCGCAUUAUAUUUGUUUCAUUAAGGAUCCAAUGCUGGAGUCCCGAACAUAAAAAUCCCAGACAUGAUGAAUGUCUGUCAGGGGCAGAGUGACAUGGAAGAUUUAUCAGACAGGACCUACCUCAUACAUCACUGCAGCCUUCAGCACCAUGGACAGGGCUUUUAGAGCUCAGCCAUUUGUCACAGACAAAGGGAGCUCAAAUAUGACCAGAGCUGCUUCGCUCAGGCAGUGGCUCAGGUCAGCCUUGACAGUCUGCCCCCAUCUGACGCACACAGAGAAACACACAUACUGUACAUACAUGCACACAAGCAAGCACACACACACACGCCCACACACA
This is a messenger RNA of Coregonus clupeaformis (lake whitefish), 5135 nucleotides long. RefSeq names its product leucine-rich repeat neuronal protein 3. Lineage: Eukaryota; Metazoa; Chordata; Actinopteri; Salmoniformes; Salmonidae. The coding region runs from base 708 to 2828 and encodes 706 amino acids. The transcript is spliced from 2 exons. Gene Ontology annotation, molecular function: protein binding. The record is from RefSeq and is a predicted model, not a curated record.